CUCGCGAAUUUUGGAACCUGGAGUUUCUUUAUCGCUUGCAGGCGUGAUCUUGCUUCCCUUAUAAUCUACUAAUUUGCCACACAUACACAAAUAUAUACUGAAGAGUGGGGUACUGAACUCUCUAGACUACAACAGCCAUGGCGUCAAUCGACGCGGCUCGCAUAGCGGAGGUCGAGGCUCGCUAUGUCGCUGAACGCGAUAAGCGACUACAGGAGCGACCAGAGGGGGAGGAGCAGUGGAUUGAUACGGUAACGUCUGACAAGUGGGCAUGGAUCCAGAAGGAUCCUUGGAUUCGGCCGGACGACCACACAGAGUUAUCGGUUGAUAUUUCAAACACGAUCAAGUACCUUAUUGUGGGCGCUGGAUUCAGCGGGCUUCUUUUCGCUGUCCGCUUAAUCGAGACAGGCGUGAAACCGGAGGAACUUGUCCUUGUCGACGCUGCAGGCGGAUAUGGCGGCGUAUGGUACUGGAAUAGAUAUCCGGGCAUCAUGUGCGAUGUCGAAGGUUACAUCUACAUGCCACUUCUCGAGGAGACUGGAUACAUGCCCAAGCACAAGUACUCAUAUGGUCCAGAGUUACGCGGUCAUGCCGAGCGCAUAGCAGACAUGUGGAAUCUACGCUCCCGAACCAUUUUUCGACAGCACACGCAGUCAAUGGAGUGGGAUAAUUCAAAAGCAGAAUGGAUUGUGCACACCCAAUUCACAACGCGCGAUCGAAAGGACCUUGACCAAACUAUACGAGCCAAGUACGUGUUGCUUGGUGGCGGUCAGCUUACCCAUCCAAAGGUUCCCAUUGUGAAAGGGCUUGAUAGAUUCGACAGGCAUAUGUUCCACACGUCACGCUGGGAUUACGAGUAUACUGGCGGCACCUCGGAAGACAACAAGCCGGCCAUGGACAAACUCAAAGAUAAGGUUGUAGCCAUCAUUGGAACUGGCGCUACAGCCGUCCAAACGGUGCCUGAACUAGCCAAGUAUGCUAAGCAUCUAUACGUUGUGCAACGCACGCCGUCGUCGGUCGACAUUCGCGGGCAGCGCGAAACGGACUCCACAUGGUGGAAGGAGAUGACGUCGCAGAAAGGCUGGUGGAGAGCUCGAAACGCAAACUACGCAGACAUAUUAGGCCAGAAGAAUCCCCCACCCAAGGAUAAUCUAGUCGCGGACCAGUGGACGAUAGGCAACCCCUCGUACUGCACCGCGUGGGGUUACGACGGCGUGCUGGCGCCUGAAGAGGUUCCCAAGUACGUCCAUGACCUGCACGUGCAGGAUGUGCCUCGUGCAGAGCGAAUCCGGCAACGGGUUGAAGAGACCGUCAAAGACAGAGCGACAGCGGAGAAGCUUAAGCAUUGGUAUCCGACGUGGUGCAAGCGGCCGUGCUUUCAUGACGAGUACCUGCCGGCAUUCAAUCGGCCCAACGUGACGCUCGUAGACACGGACGGCCAUGGUGUAGACUCAUUUACGGAGACGGGUUUCAUAGUGGCGGGGAAAGAAUAUGCGGUCGACUGCCUGGUGCUCAGCACGGGUUACAAGACGAGGGGUCCAGCGCCAACGGCACGGUUUGACGUGCGUAUCACGGGCCGCGACGGGAUUGACAUGGGCAAGGCAUUUGACGACGAAGUCAGUACGCUGCACGGGCUGAUGCGGGCAGGGUUCCCCAACCUGUUCUUCAGUGGGAUUGCGCAGGCGUCUUUGUCUGGUAACGUGGUGUACAACGCCGACGUGUUCGCUAGACAUGUGGCGUACAUAUUGAGCACAGCACAGCAGAGACAUGGCGCUGGCGCGCUGAUUGAGUCAACCCAGCUGGCUGAGCAGGCAUGGGGUGAUCUCGUUGCCACAUACUCGGUCGGUUUGGCGGGCAUGGGCGGCUGCACACCAAGCUAUCUAAACAGCGAAGGUGGCCUAGACAAAAUGAUGCAGACAGCGCCGCCAGAAGCGCUGGCCAAAAUUGUACGAUCUGGACUGUGGGGCAGGGGUGUGAAUCACUAUGUGAGCCAUUUCCCCCGCCCAUCUCAACGUUUAGUUUCUCGGUUUUUUUUCUAACUACCCUUCUUUGCUUAAAUCUUCUUGUUUAGCCGUUGUUAAAUACUUGUGCUAUGGGUACACACAUGUCCAAGCACUGGCUAAUACUUGAGCAAUCAUGACAGAUGAUGACACUAGACGACUGGAAGAACGAAGGACGGCUAAACGGCUUGAGUAUCGCAGCUGCGGCUGCUUAACAUUCCUGUCCAGAGCCUAGGCCACCUUGAAAUGGUUUGGCGGAGAUAAAGCGCGUGGGCUCGAGAAAGGGUAGAUAUGACACCUUAGAUCACCCAAGCUUUUCGCUCCUUCAGGUUAACAAGUUCGGCCAGCCAGUUACUAACGAGGCAAAGGCUUCAUCUGCCAAGAAUUUAGAAUCGAUCAACCGACAUACCGACCCCUGUGUAAAGUUGAGGAUAAGAAAGAGAAGGUACUAGAAGACAGUAGCAUAAGACGGUAGUAUGUUGUCCUAUGUAACAUUCCUGGUAACUGAGCAUCAUGUUUCUAAGGGAGUCUAUGCGUCACAUAUUCUUUGUAAGUGACUGUAUUGUGUUAGCGCGUGAGCC
Messenger RNA from Verruconis gallopava, 2578 nucleotides. RefSeq lists its product as hypothetical. Gene Ontology annotation, molecular function: oxidoreductase activity. NCBI's taxonomy places the organism in Eukaryota, Fungi, Ascomycota, Dothideomycetes, Venturiales, Sympoventuriaceae. The record is from RefSeq and is a predicted model, not a curated record. Bases 138 to 2036 code for a protein of 632 amino acids. The transcript has 2 exons.